Messenger RNA from Ustilaginoidea virens, 789 nucleotides. RefSeq lists its product as uncharacterized. Gene Ontology annotation, cellular component: intracellular anatomical structure. The coding region runs from base 1 to 789 and encodes 262 amino acids. Gene Ontology annotation, molecular function: pyridoxal phosphate binding. NCBI's taxonomy places the organism in Eukaryota, Fungi, Ascomycota, Sordariomycetes, Hypocreales, Clavicipitaceae. The transcript has 3 exons. The record is from RefSeq and is a predicted model, not a curated record.
AUGAGCCCAGCCGAGGAAAUGCGCAUCAAUCCAGCCAGAGCGCAGGCUCUCACGUCGCAGCUUGAGUCCGUCAAGGCGCGCAUCAGUGCGGUCGCCAACCGCCGGAAUCCGCGACUCGUCGCAGUUUCCAAGCUCAAGCCGGCCAACGACAUUCUGGCCCUCCAUCAAGCACCGGCCUCGCACCGCCACUUUGGCGAAAACUACGCCAAGGAGCUGGCGGACAAGGUUGAGCUGCUGCCGAAAUCCAUCCAGUGGCACUUUAUCGGCCGGCUGCAAUCCAGCGACUGCAAAGCCCUGGCCAGGAUCCCCAACCUGUUCUGCGUCUCGUCCGUCCACGACAGCAAAAAGGCCUCGCUGCUCGACUCGGCGCGCGGCGCGCUGCUCUCGUCCGACCCGUCGCUUCCCCGGCUCGGCGUCCACGUGCAGGUCAACACGUCGGGCGAGGAAGCCAAGUCGGGCUGCCGCCCCGGCGAGGAAACCGUCUCGCUGUGCCGGCACGUGGUGGAGUCGUGUCCGAACCUCCGCCUCCUGGGGCUCAUGACGAUUGGCGCCGUUGCGCGGAGCCAGGCCGCCGCGGCGGGGGGCGAAAACGAGGACUUUGCGACGCUGGGGCAGCAGAGGGACCUGGUGGCGCGGGAGCUGGGCCUGCAGCAGGGCCAGCUGGAGCUGAGCAUGGGCAUGAGCGACGACUUCGAGGGCGCCAUCAGGAUGGGCAGCGGGGAAAUCCGAGUCGGGAGCACCAUCUUUGGCGAGAGACCGGCCAGGGCAGAUGCCAAGAUUAGAGAGUGA